AUGGACUCCGGCGGCCCCCUAUCCACGCUUCCAGAGCAGAAUACCUCAACCAGCAGCAUAGGCAAGAACGGCUCCUUGGGCGAGAUCUCGAAGCGUGCGGGUGACCGCAGCAGGUGGGUUCCAGGCAAGGUGCUGCUGGAGUCCAUCUUCGAGAAGGAGACGUUCCCGCCGCGUUCCGUCCGGCUCAAGCUCGCCGCGCACCUCGGUGUCGAGGCGCGGCAGGUGCAAGUCUGGUUCCAGAACCGCAGGCAGAAGCUCAAGCGCGACAAGCAGCGUACUUCCGCGGCAGCUGGAACGACCACACCGCCGCCCUCCGACAUCGGCGCCGGGCCGGCAAUGGGCGAGCCACACGACGCUGGUGGCGCCGCUUCCUUCCGCCUGGGGCAGCCCGGCGGGCCCGGUGGCGGCGCGGAUGUCUGGCAGUUAUCGAGGGGGCGCACUGUCGUUUCUAUUAUUAAGCUGUGCGAGGGAGUUUUGUUGUAA
This is a messenger RNA of Emiliania huxleyi CCMP1516, 483 nucleotides long. RefSeq lists its product as hypothetical. The transcript is spliced from 3 exons. Gene Ontology annotation, biological process: cell differentiation; regulation of transcription by RNA polymerase II. NCBI's taxonomy places the organism in Eukaryota, Haptophyta, Isochrysidales, Noelaerhabdaceae. Bases 1 to 483 code for a protein of 160 amino acids. The record is from RefSeq and is a predicted model, not a curated record. Gene Ontology annotation, molecular function: RNA polymerase II cis-regulatory region sequence-specific DNA binding; DNA-binding transcription factor activity, RNA polymerase II-specific.